GGAGUCAAGUUAGAUUUACGAGAACAUUAUAAGAAAGGUGCGCGAAUUGUUUGGUGGGGAUUUUCUUCGUGUACAACAACCGUUGAAGUUCUUGAAGACGAAGAAUUUUUUGGAAAGAAUGGAAGAAGAACUCUAUUUGCUAUUGAAUGUGACACAGGAAAAGACAUUCGUCAACAUUCGUUCUAUCCAAAUGAAGAAGAAAUACUUCUUCUUCCAGGUACUGAAUUUGAAGUCAUUUCAUCAGCUGACAUGGGCAAUAGAUUUAGCAUGAUUCAAUUGAAAGAAGUCGUACCAAAAUUUCCGCAUAUAGCUUCUGUUGCAUCAUCAAUAUCUCCAACGACCACUGGGGCUGCCGCCACUACCAAGCCAGUAGCAGCAGCAGCAGCGACAGAGCCAAAACCAACUCCUAAACUCAAACCUCCUGUACAACCAGUGGAGGUCUCCUAUGCAUGCAAGAAUAUUACUAAUGCCGACAUCCAACGAAUAAUCAAGAAAGCCAUUGUACAACAACAAUGCACAGAACUCAAUUUAUCCCAUAAUAAAAUUACACAUGAAGGUGCUGCAGUACUUGCCAAAGAAUUGCGAAAUAAUACGGUAAGAAAGUUAUAUUAUUUAUCUAGUGACAAAAAUACUCUGAACACAUUAUAAUCUCAUAUACAUGAUUCAUUCAUGAAUAACGUCUGUAAUUAUUUAACAGGCAUUUCAAUUGAAAAAAAGAAAAGAAUAAUUCUAUAUAGAAUAAUGAGACGAACAAAUGGCAAAAGACACAAUUUAAGAAAAUAUUCUAUUCGCAAAAUAGAUGAAACAUUUACUAUUUGAAACGUAGACACUUUAAAAAACUUUAUUCAUUACCCAAAAUUAAUAUUGAGUAUUAUUCAACGUUUUCAUCAUCAUAAUAUAUUGUAAUAUAAACGAUUUAAAAUAGACAUUUUAUAAAAUAAUAUUCUACUUCUAUGAUGGAAUACUACUUUAUUGAAAAUAACUAGUGUGAUAAUAUCUUUAAACUAAAUCAGCACUUUUAUUCGAGUACUUUUUUAUCUUCUUGAAUCUACAUAUUAUAUUUUUUUGUGCUCCGAUAAGUAAUCUAGAUUUGUUUCACAUUUUCAUAAAUUGUCUCAUGAAAUGAAUCGACUUUUUGAAUUGUGCAGAAUGAAUAUCUCUUUUUUACUCGCACAUAUAGAUAAAUGUUUUACUUAGUAUUCAAAUAUCAUGCAUGGACACAAAGAGAAAAACUUCCGAUGGUAUAUUGAUAAAUGACAAAUAUUAUUUAUUUUGUUAUGAUUGCAUCAAGUAAAAACUAUGAGUUUAAAUAAAUAAAAUAGUAAUCAAAUAUUACUUUUAGAGAAUUUUUCAUUUUAUAAAAAACGUAUGAUUUCUUUUUUAAAGCAAAGUUCAGCAUAAUUACAGCGGGGGCCAAUUGAAAUUCCCCCUUUUGUUUUUGUUACUAUACUUCUUUUAUUUUUUAAUGUACUAUAUAUAGCGAGAAAGCCCGGAACACGCUGCAUCUUUUAGCAUAUUUACGUGGAACAUUACAUGCAGUUUAAAAUGUAAAAAAUAUAUUAGAAAAAAAAGUCACAUUUUUUUACUACGGGGUGUCUAUAAUGUUGUAACAUAUUUUAUUUCG
Messenger RNA from Rotaria sp. Silwood1, 1624 nucleotides. The record is from the annotation of a GenBank genome assembly. Lineage: Eukaryota; Metazoa; Rotifera; Eurotatoria; Philodinida; Philodinidae.